UAUUAUUAUUUUUACUUACCUAUAGCUAUUACUUCAUACCUCUUCUUUAGCUACCUAACAAACCACCAGUCCUGCACCUCGCACAAUUCGAGCAAACGAAUACCGACGAAAAAAAAAAAGUGACGAAAAAAAACCCCCACCAUCUAUCUCAUCCCACCAAAAAAACCACACGUUCAUACAUCUUCAAACAACAAUCAUACAUCUUUCAGCAUGUCUUCCGCAUCUGUUCAAAACCCACCGGUUCAGACUGAAUCUAAGACUGCUAAGAAGAAGAAGGCCAGACUCGAGCGAACCGAAUCUCCUGCACCCUCUGCCUUGUCUAUAGCUGAGAAGCCUAUUUCUCUCUCUGCUCAAGAUGGACAGGACGAUAGCUCCGAGAGUCCAUAUGUGCGCGAACUUCAGAAGAACAUUCGUAAUAUCAACAAGAAAAUUACCAAUGCCUCUAAAACCGAUGGUAUAAUCGACCAGCAUAAGGGAAAGUCUCUGGAAGAGCUUGUCGAAGCUAAGAUUAUCAACCCCGACCAGCGCGCCCAGCGCCUUAAGAAACCCCACCUAGAAGCCCAACUUGCUCAGUUGGAGGAGCAGCUGGCUCAGUAUAAGAAGGUGGAAGAGGACUACCGAUCCCGCGCCGCCGCUGAGAAGGCUACCAUCACGAAGACUCUGACCGACCAGUACGAGAAGGAAAAGGCCGAUGCGAUCAACGAAAUCAAGGCACAGGCCGAGGCUGAGGCUGUGACUGUGCAACAUGAUAGUCUACUAGUCUUGUCACAGUUUCUCCGACUGGCUGCGGCUCGACGAUCAGAAGAGUUUGAUCAGGCUGCAGACGAGAAUAGGGCUAUAGAGGGUGUUCUAUUGAGUGUCUACAAGGGAGACGAGCCGGCCGUCUCUACUAUGUUGAAACUCAUCGAAGGCUCCGAAGACAAGACGUUCAGUAUUGAUGGAGAUGAGCUUCAGACUUCAUUUGCCCAGGUCCGGGCUCUCUCCCAGGAGGUUUUGGUGGACCAGUACGAUCAGAUCGAGCAGGCAGACGCACCGGAGACUGCGGAAGUGAACGGAACCGACCCUACCGUUGCCUAUGCUGGCCUUACUGAGAUCGAUUACUCUGACACUCCAGCCCCGUUGACCAAUGGCCAUGCUGAAGCUGGAACCGGCUCGGGCCUUACUGACAAUGCGGAUGUCACGGAUAGCGCUGCUAAUGCGGCAGCUGAAUCCCAGUGGGAUGCUAGCAAUGACCUAAGCGCCUCUCCUUCUCAAGAAGAGUGGGUCAAGGUCCCGCGAGACCCUACCGAGACCGAGACUGGCUUAACGGCCACUCCCGCCGCUGCCAGUAACGUCCAGUCUUGGGCUGAUGAGCAGCCUGAAAACCCCCCCACGGAGAAUCAGGCCCCUGCUCAAGCUCAUGACGGAUUUCAUCAAGUCCAACGUAACCGACCCCAGCGCGGCGACCGGGAAGGAGGUUGGAGAGGACGCGGCCGAGGAGAGUACCGUGGUUACCGAGGUCACCACGGCGAGGGACGUGGAAGAGGUCGCGGACGUGGUCGGGGUGGAUCGGGCGGCGCGCGUGGAGGAAGACCGCGCAAUGAAGAAUCGUAGAGGAUUCGAGCCCGCGUCAGUUCCCGUCGAUCUUAUUGCCGCCUCUCGCGGGAUCCCCUCUUGGCUCGACAAUCAUGGCGCUGACACUCACCCACUUGCCUCAUUUCCAUCGACUACAUCUGGAUACCCCCUAACCAAUAGGUAGGGUAGUUGGGCAUGAAGGGGGAGGUACAACCUCUUAUAACGGCACUGGGAUUUAGUUCGUCCUAGUGUACGUGUGUAUUCAUGAACGAAAUUCAA
Molecule: messenger RNA, 1833 nt
Organism: Hypoxylon fragiforme
Lineage: Eukaryota; Fungi; Ascomycota; Sordariomycetes; Xylariales; Hypoxylaceae
Exons: 5
Coding region: 211-1593 (460 amino acids)
Source: RefSeq, a predicted model, not a curated record